Zea mays is the source of this 1645-nucleotide messenger RNA. RefSeq lists its product as uncharacterized. Gene Ontology annotation, molecular function: mRNA binding. Lineage: Eukaryota; Viridiplantae; Streptophyta; Magnoliopsida; Poales; Poaceae. The transcript has 5 exons. Gene Ontology annotation, biological process: post-transcriptional regulation of gene expression. The record is from RefSeq and is marked provisional. The coding region runs from base 7 to 1446 and encodes 479 amino acids. Gene Ontology annotation, cellular component: cytoplasm.
GGAAAGAUGAAGGUCGACAGGGAGAUGGAGAUUCUGCUGAACGAGAUCCCCCUCCUCCACCACGUCGGCCUCCUCGGCGGCAGCGAGGCCGGCGCGGACGACGACGCCGACCUCUCCUUCCUCAUCCACGAGCUCGCCGCGAUGGGCCUCGUCGACGGCGACGACGAGCUGCCGGCGCCGGGCGCUGCCACCGGCUACGGCUUCCCCACGAAAGGCGAGAACCUUGUCGCCAUGCACUCGUUCUCCAUGGCCAGCCACUACGCGCACAUGCGCUCUCUGUUUGUUCCCGUCACCUUCGACGACGCCGCCGCGGCCGACGGCUGGGACAUCCGGUGCUCCCCGCCGCCUUAUGUGCCUCUGCCUUCUCCCGCCACGCCGAGGGCCCGGUGCAAGAGCGUGAGGAGGAAGAACGGCUCGGUGAUGACGACGAGCCCCAAGAAGUGCGGAGCCGCCGCGGCGGCCAAGUGGCACGGCGAGAGCCUGGCCGGCCUGCGCGGGGUCAUGUACCACAUGGCGCGCGACCAGCACGGGUGCCGCCUGCUGCAGCAGAGGCUCGACGACGGCAAGCGCGAGGUCGACUAUAUCUUCGCCGGCGUCUCGCGCCACGCCGCGCAGCUGAUGGUGGACCCGUUCGGGAACUACCUCAUGCAGAAGCUGCUCGCCGUCUGCGACGACGGGCAGAGGAUGACGCUUGUGCUCACCCUCACCGCCGACCCCUUCGCGCUCGUCAGGAUAUCCCUCAACGUCCAUGGAACACGGGCGGUGCAGAAGCUGAUCGAGAGACUCAGUGCAAGGGAAGAGAUUGGUCUUGUCAUGGAUGCUCUGCGCCCUGGCUUCUUGGAGCUCAUCAAGGAUACCAAUGGCAACCAUGUCGUGCAAAAGUGUUUGCAUUCGUUUGCUUCAAACGAUAAUAAGGCGAUCUUUGCUGCUGCUGCACUCCACUGCGUCGAUAUCGGGAUGCAAAUCCACGGUUGCUGUGUCCUACAGCGGUGCAUUGCGCGGUCGCGUGGUGAGCACAGGGACAAGCUGGUUGCCGCCAUUGCUCACAAUGGGUUUAAGCUUGCCGAAGAUGCAUAUGGGAACUACGUUGUCCAGGUUGUACUGGACUUGAAGAUACCAACUGCGAAUUCAAGCCUUGCGCAACAGUUUGGAGGCAAGUAUAUCCACCUGUCCAUGCAGAAGUUCAGCAGCAAUGUUGUGGAGAAAUGCCUGAAAGUGUUCAAGGAGGUUGACAAGGCCAAGAUCAUACUGGAACUCCUUGCCACGCCACACCUGGAGCAACUGCUUCCGCACUGCUAUGCAAACUAUGUCGUCUACUCUGCUCUCAAGAAUUCAAAGGGCUCACUUCAUUCCGCACUGAUAAAUGCAAUCCUACCACAUGAGGAACUACUUAGGACCAGUCCGUACUGCAAGAGGAUAUACUCGAAAUUUUUUCUGAAGAAUUGAUGGCAGGUUUGCAGCUUGUAACAAGAACUGCUGCGCUCUUGUGCUAUUUUUUUUCAGUUUCAAAAGGCAUAAAGAUGAUCAUGAAAUAGAUCUGUAUAAAUUAGUAUUCUUUGGUCAUGUACUCCUAGCUGUACCUGUAAUUGAUGCACGGCUUGUGCCUGGUGCUGCAUAAUCAUCUGGGACGGAAUAAGUUCAAUUG